AUGAUUCGACGUACCGGACAAGCACCAUGGAGAAUUCUCGAAGCCAUCAGUAUGGUGCUCGUGUUCGCAAUCGGAGCAGGUGUUUGGGACACUGUUUCUAUCGUGGGAGUUAUUGCAUUCAUCUUUGUUCUUACUGGGCGUGUUUUGGGGUUGCUCGAUGCUCUAAGCAAAGAUCCUGACGAUCGGCGACGCGCAGUGCGUCAAGAAGCGGAGCAUGGCGCCUCUCCACCAGAAGAAACGUACAGACAUCUCUCUGAUAUUGAGAUGCAGCAGAGAGAGGAGAACCGCGCUGGCGACCCUCUCUUGAUGUCUGAGGAGAAGGCAUCAUGUUCGCCACCCCCGCCUUCGAUUAACGAGGCGACCUGGAAUGAAAGGUACCAAUUCUGGGAGAAGCAGGAGCAAGGACUUAAAGGGGAGUACGAUCCUGAUAGUGAGCAGCGAUGGGGGGCGAUGGCCUCCGUGUCGACCGCGGCAGGAUCGGGCCAGCUGGGGAAAAGCGUUGAUUGGAGUGACGAGGAUUACACUGUGGUAUAUGAUGAGGGAGAAGAAGAAGUUGUGACAUGGGAUCAAGGAGAGGAAGCGGAAGAUGAAGGAAAUGAGGAUGAGGAGGAAGAAGAAGAAGAAGAGUCAAGUCCAGAAGAGGAAGAGGAGGAAGUGAAUGGAGACGAAAGCAAUGCAGAGCAACAAACAGAUCAGUAUGAGCACUUUGAAGACUCGAAGGAAGAGGAAUUUGAGUACGUUCCAUAUGAAACGGCGCAGAAGAAUACAAUGGACUUCGAGCGUUUGGACAGAGAGGUUCUUGUUCGUCAUGAUUCCGAAGGAUACGAAGAUCCGUUGGCCCCAGACAAAAGGAGAAUUUCAUAUUCCGAAGAAGAACAAGAAACAGAGUCAUCAACUCCACAAGGCCCUCCCCAAUCCGAAGAUUUAAAGCCUUUCACAUCUUCAGAAAUUGAUGAUCAAAUUGAAAUUCGCCACAUUGAAGGAAAAGGAAGGUGUUGUUUUGCAAGACGAGAUUUUGCUCCUGGUGAAAUCAUUUUUAUUGAGUUGCCUACACUCGCUGCAAUUCCUUCAAUCGAUACUCCAUUAUGGGAAAAGCUUUCUGAAAUCAAUGAAGAGGAGGCUCUAGAUCUUCCACCCAUCUGGCACCUCGCUGCCUUGUAUUCUCUAACGAAGCUUCCAAAGAGCGAACAACGGGUUCUUCUUGAAAAAUGGGUUCCAGGUGAGUUUCCAUUCGGUUUGCUGAAACAACUUGUGAACACAGAUAAAAAUAAGGCACCAAGUCGUGAUCUGAAGAGAAUUUUAGCGAAGACUCAACUUGCUGUUGAUGCAAAGCGCUAUGAACGAUACUUGCAAGUAUGGCGGUAUAAUUCAUUCGGACACCACGUUGAAAGCGACGGGCUUGUGCUUUACAAUCGCAUCAGUAUGCUGGCCCAUGAUUGCCUUGCAAGUGCUUGCUGGCAUUAUGGUGAGAACGACGCAUUUGUUUUGCGAGCGCGUCAUCACAUCAAGCAAGGGCAAGAAAUCACAAUAAGUUACGUUGGGGACGAUGAUUUGUAUAAAUCAACAAACAACGAUAUCGCGAAGUAUCUUGAAUUUGAGACAGCGUAUAUCACACGUCUAGAGGAGACGGAUAAAACUGAUCUCGCUGAUGCUGAAGCUGUUUAUGCAGAAGCCCAACGGGUGUUCAGUCAACAUUGGGUGUUGUAUCUAUUGGAUGGAAUUCUGUUUGAUGCUUAUCGAGAGAAUGAACAAUGGAUGGAAGCGACAAUGCAUCAAACAAACAGAAUACAAUAUGCAACACAAGCGAUUCCCCAUGCUACCUUCACUCUUGCGUGGCUACACGAAGAGCGUGGCGACGCAGCAAGCAACUCAGCCGAGACGCCAGUUUCUGGAUUUUUAAGGUGGGAAGCACAUCGAGAUUUUGCAGCACCUUUUUGGUUUCUCAGGAAUCUGAUUUGCCAAUCUUAUGAAACCGCAAUGAAUAUGAUGAUCGUUUUAACUGGAUGGCAUCACAGUUAUACGAUUUCUGCUGGACAGAAACUCAAUCGAUAUCAACACCCAGAAUCGCAAUAA
Messenger RNA from Condylostylus longicornis, 2073 nucleotides. RefSeq lists its product as uncharacterized. Gene Ontology annotation, molecular function: protein binding. Bases 1 to 2073 code for a protein of 690 amino acids. Lineage: Eukaryota; Metazoa; Arthropoda; Insecta; Diptera; Dolichopodidae. The transcript is spliced from 8 exons. The record is from RefSeq and is a predicted model, not a curated record.